AUGACCUCCACCGUGAACAUUGCGAUUCUGGGCUCAGGCCUGUUCGCCCUUCACGCCUACCUCCCCAAUCUCUUGACGCCCGAAAACAAGCACAUCAACCUCCACACUGUCUGGUCCAGAUCCGAAUCGUCAGCCCAGAAGCUGGUCGAUGCCGCCAAAGAGAAAUCAGGAGGCAGCGUAUCGCCAAGGCUUACGUUCGGGGACGACGGACUCGAAACGGUUCUCAACGACAAGGAAAUUCAGGGUGUCAUGCUUGUCUUGCCUAUCCGCACCCAAAUGGACUUGGUGUUCAAGUGUCUCAAAGCUGGAAAACAUGUCCUCAGUGAGAAGCCCAUCGGGACAGAUGUAGCCGCAGCGAGGGAGCUGGUCGACGAGUACGAGAAGACUUACAAGCCUAAAGGUUUGAUCUGGAGAGUCGCAGAAGAUGUUGACCACGAGCCAAUGGUACACAAGGCCGCUGAGAAGGUCAGAGAUCCCGCUCUUGGCCCCGUGUUAUACUGGUCAAUGGAAGCCCACGGCUACAUUGAGGAUGCUUCUAUGUAUCACGCAACCGAAUGGAGGACAAUCCCAGAUUAUCAGGGAGGCUUCCUGCUCGAUGGAGGAGUCCACGAUGCCGCUCUAAUUCGACUGGUGCUCCCUAACCCUCCCGAACAAAUUAUCUCGAGCGCCAACCUCCAUCGAAACCACAUCCCACCGCACGAUAUCGUCCAAGCCAUCGCUCUAUCUCCUUCAACAGAGACCGAAGCUCACGGUCCAGCAUCCAAAUUGAAAGGUAUCAGGGGUCGGGACGAAAUUCCAGGAGGCAUUGGUCGAUCAUCUUCGACGGGCACGAUCGUCUUUUCGUUCGCCAUUGCCGAUCUCGACUCCAAGCCUCCCAAGGGCAUCAUCGUCAAUUGCCUCAAUGGAACUGUCAGAUUGCAGAUGGUCGCAGGCAACUGGAAGCUAGAGGUUCAGCCUGGGAAGGGGACAAACGUCAAGCCUUUCACGGAAGAAGGCAAGCGAGUCGGAGUCAGAGAAGAAUGUGCAUACUUUGCUCGGGCUAUCGCUGCACUCAAAGAUGGGCAACAAGUCGACGAAAAGGAGAGCAGGGGCAACCCAAGACACAUGCUUUGGGACGUCGCUCUCAUUGAGGCAUUGCUCACGUCAAACGGGGAAAAGGUAGAUAUGCAAAAACUCUUGUCUGGCAAGUAA
Kockovaella imperatae is the source of this 1191-nucleotide messenger RNA. RefSeq lists its product as hypothetical. Bases 1 to 1191 code for a protein of 396 amino acids. The transcript has 3 exons. NCBI's taxonomy places the organism in Eukaryota, Fungi, Basidiomycota, Tremellomycetes, Tremellales, Cuniculitremaceae. Gene Ontology annotation, cellular component: cytoplasm. The record is from RefSeq and is a predicted model, not a curated record. Gene Ontology annotation, molecular function: oxidoreductase activity; nucleotide binding. Gene Ontology annotation, biological process: NADPH regeneration.